Colletotrichum gloeosporioides is the source of this 702-nucleotide messenger RNA. RefSeq lists its product as uncharacterized. The transcript is spliced from 3 exons. Bases 1 to 702 code for a protein of 233 amino acids. Lineage: Eukaryota; Fungi; Ascomycota; Sordariomycetes; Glomerellales; Glomerellaceae. The record is from RefSeq and is a predicted model, not a curated record.
AUGAUUAUCGAAAGAGAUUCUGCAGUGUUAGGAUACCCGGGCGAAAUAUUUUCUCCGCUCAACGCGGUCCACCACACAAUAUGCAAACAUCCGUCCCAACAAGAUGCGAAUUACAUUAAUGUUCAGAAUGUCAUUAGCUCAUUCCUCUUUCACAACAAUUUGCCCCAGGAGUUGCAACUAGAUCUUAUCCAAACCCAGAUUCAUCACCUAGGCAAGCGAUUCAUCCAACAAUCCUUCUGUCCUCCACUUAAUAGUUUGCAGGGCUUAAGAAUUCCUAUUCGCGUCGUCCUGAUCAGCAGACCAUUCUCAGCUGCACGCUUAUUUGAAAAGCUCAAGACCACCUUCUCAGAUUCCUUUCAUCAGGUUGCCAUGAAGUUACCUAACUCUGCCCAGCAGCUUUACAUUAAGCAAGAGUUCGAGAGCUCAUACAUGUGGGAAAGUACCUUCACCUCCGACGUCAAGAACACCUUGCUUAGCAAAUGCAACAGAAAUCUUCUACAGUUGCGACUGGUAGUCGACAGGCUACUUCUAUGCAAUACUGAAGACAAGUUUGACCGAGGCCUGAACGAGGCCCCAUCUGACCUUACAGACUUAUAUGUUCGCAUUGCCAAAAGCAUCACAGAAGGCCUCAAGGAACCCGAGUAUACUUGGCGAGAACAAUUCUGUCAUAGGCUACGUGCGCUGAGCGCCAGCUAUCUUUGA